This is a messenger RNA of Cajanus cajan (pigeon pea), 1791 nucleotides long. RefSeq lists its product as uncharacterized. The record is from RefSeq and is a predicted model, not a curated record. Lineage: Eukaryota; Viridiplantae; Streptophyta; Magnoliopsida; Fabales; Fabaceae.
UAUGUUUAUUUUUUGUCAAUUGCCGAAAUGGAUUUUUGUUUCUUUCAAUAAAACCUUUUGAUUUUUAUAGCGUUUCGGCAUUUCGGCAUUGACGUGAAGUUGUCAUUUGACGAUUUCACAAUGGGGGUCUUAAGAAUUUUGAAUGUGGCGCCGACCCAGUUACACCCGAACAGUUGGGCACAAAUGCAAGCAUUCAACAAUUUAUGUCGGUGCAUUGGUGUGACGCCUUCCCCUUGGUUGUUUCUUCAUUUCUACUACACCCGACCGACCGAUCUAGCGAAGUGGUUGUCAUUGAACAGGGUGUCUGAUCGACAACUAUUCGACAGUUUCACUUCGUCUUACAAGAAUUUCAAAGCUGGCUUUUUUAGGAUAACCAUUCGGCCAAACGGUCGACGAUUUUUUUGCGAUGAAAACAAUGAAAGCUUGUUUCCGUUCUAUUGGACACCUACUCCGCGACCGUAUGAUAUCCUGUCGAGGGAAGACCUAUCACCCGAAGAGCAAUUGGAUCUCGACUUACUAUUACAGCUUCCUCGGGGUUUGCCGACAAAGCGGUUGAUCAAUUUGAUUGACUCUCCCCGAUGGGAUAAUGAUUUAAUAGGCAUUAUGGUGACGAGCGGGGGUGAUGAGUUUAGCAUUCGCAAUUUGUUGGCCAAUCGCACCCAACAAGUUCGGCAGAGUGGGAUGGUUGGAGGUAGCAAUUCGAGGGUCGCCUCGAUUCCACGACCAGUGACUGAUGCACGCGUGCCCCCUGAAGCCGAACGGAGGCACCGAGGUCAUAAGGGGAAAAAAGUUCAUCGAAGUGGUCAUAAGCGAAAAGAAGAUAAGGAUCGUUCAGAGAGGCCGAAAAAGUUGAAGCAGCAAACCCUUCCUGGGUCUUCUCAGAGCUCUCUCGUGGUGCCUCCAACACUGAUGACUCGAGCCUUUCUGAGUGAAGGGGUUUCAGCUGAAGGCCUUAUUCGCCCGGAUGUAAUUUCGGUCCAAGGUCGCGAGUAUUUGAAUAAUCUAGAUACGGCGUCUAAGUGGAAGUAUUUUUGUGAAGUUCAAGCUCGGUCACUUGUGCUUGCCCAUAGCCUUGCCAUGGAGCCGAUCAGGGAGCUUGCUGGUAUGCGAAACCGAGCAGAAGAAGCUGAGAAGGCUACAGUUGAGGCCUUGUCGGUGAAUGAUGGGCUGGUUCGCAAGAACAGAGAGCUUUCCAUCGAACUGGACAAAUUACGGCGAAUAAACGACACACUUCGAUUGGAUGUUCAAAAGGUUGUGGCUGAAGGGGAACGUCAGACGGUGGAGAGUGAGAAGGCCAAGGCUGAUUUGGUUGAAUUUAAGCAAUAUGCUAAGGAUCGUAUUGUGACUCAGCAUGAGGCCGGUUUCAAUCAGGCCAUUCGACAGGCGAGGUUUUUUGGCCAUUUUCCGGAGAACUUAGUUUGACAUUGGGCAGGACUUCUAUCAAGGGGAAUUUAUGCCAUUCAUAGAUAUGCCUGAAGGAGCAGUGGCUGAUGCCGAAGCCCCUCUACCUCCUCACGCCGAACCAACUGUGAAUGAGGAGACUCAUGUAGGUACUGAGGAGGAGGUCCAAGUUCAAGACAACCGGGCUGAUACCGAUCAAGUGGUGGAGGAUGAAGUGAGUCAAGGCCAGUAAUUUAGGAGUUGAAUCCUUGUAUUUUGGGCCGAGAGAGCCUGUAGUUUUUUGUGGGACUUCGGCUUCAUGAUGCCUUUUUUUUUUGUUAUUGCACGCUAUUGAUGUAGAUUUACUUGCGGUUUACUUCUUUAUGUAACUCUCUUGUCAAGCUUUUGAAA